Ailuropoda melanoleuca (giant panda) is the source of this 3770-nucleotide messenger RNA. It is a transcript of the gene FUBP1, whose product is annotated as far upstream element binding protein 1. Gene Ontology annotation, biological process: regulation of DNA-templated transcription. Lineage: Eukaryota; Metazoa; Chordata; Mammalia; Carnivora; Ursidae. Gene Ontology annotation, molecular function: RNA binding. The transcript has 23 exons. The record is from RefSeq and is a predicted model, not a curated record. Bases 117 to 2252 code for a protein of 711 amino acids.
CGAUGGUCGCACAAGAAUGUGAUACAGGCUCGACGGCCGCCAUUUUCUUUCUUUCUUAGCAGUUGGCUGAGGGAAGGUCUCUGCGAAGAAGCGGCAGCGGCCACUGUAGCGUAGAUAUGGCCGACUACUCAACAGUGCCUCCACCUUCUUCUGGCUCUGCUGGUGGUGGAGGCGGCGGCGGUGGUGGUGGAGGAGUUAACGAUGCUUUCAAAGAUGCGCUGCAGAGAGCACGGCAGAUUGCAGCAAAAAUUGGAGGUGAUGCUGGUACAUCACUGAAUUCAAAUGACUAUGGUUAUGGGGGACAAAAAAGACCUUUGGAAGAUGGAGAUGGCUCUUGGACAAGUCCGAGCAGUACAACACACUGGGAGGGAAUGCCCUCUCCUUUUAAAGAUCAACCAGAUGCUAAGAAAGUUGCUCCUCAAAAUGACUCUUUUGGAACACAGUUACCACCGAUGCAUCAGCAGCAAAGCAGGUCUGUUAUGACAGAAGAAUACAAAGUUCCAGAUGGAAUGGUUGGAUUUAUAAUUGGCAGAGGUGGUGAACAGAUCUCACGCAUACAACAAGAAUCUGGAUGCAAAAUACAGAUAGCUCCUGACAGUGGUGGCCUUCCAGAAAGGUCUUGUAUGCUAACUGGAACACCUGAAUCUGUCCAAUCAGCAAAACGGUUACUGGACCAGAUUGUUGAAAAAGGAAGACCAGCCCCUGGCUUCCAUCAUGGUGAUGGACCAGGAAAUGCAGUUCAAGAAAUCAUGAUUCCAGCUAGCAAGGCAGGAUUAGUUAUUGGAAAGGGGGGAGAAACGAUUAAACAACUUCAGGAGAGGGCUGGAGUUAAAAUGGUUAUGAUUCAAGAUGGACCUCAGAACACUGGUGCUGACAAACCUCUUAGGAUUACAGGAGACCCAUACAAAGUUCAGCAAGCCAAGGAAAUGGUUUUAGAAUUAAUUCGCGAUCAAGGUGGUUUCAGAGAAGUUCGAAAUGAGUAUGGGUCAAGAAUAGGAGGAAAUGAAGGGAUAGAUGUCCCCAUUCCAAGAUUUGCUGUUGGCAUUGUAAUAGGAAGAAAUGGAGAGAUGAUUAAAAAAAUACAAAAUGAUGCUGGUGUUCGAAUUCAGUUUAAGCCAGAUGAUGGAACAACACCUGAUAGAAUAGCACAAAUAACGGGACCUCCAGACCGAUGUCAGCAUGCUGCAGAAAUUAUUACAGACCUUCUUCGAAGUGUUCAGGCUGGUAAUCCUGGUGGACCUGGACCUGGUGGUCGAGGAAGAGGUAGAGGUCAAGGCAACUGGAACAUGGGACCACCUGGUGGACUACAGGAAUUUAAUUUCAUUGUACCAACUGGGAAAACUGGAUUAAUAAUAGGAAAAGGAGGUGAAACCAUAAAAAGCAUAAGCCAGCAGUCUGGUGCAAGAAUAGAACUUCAGAGAAAUCCUCCACCUAAUGCAGAUCCUAAUAUGAAAUUAUUUACAAUCCGUGGCACUCCACAGCAAAUAGACUAUGCACGGCAACUUAUAGAAGAAAAGAUUGGUGGCCCAGUAAAUCCUUUAGGGCCACCUGUACCCCAUGGGCCCCAUGGUGUCCCAGGCCCCCACGGGCCUCCUGGGCCUCCAGGGCCUGGAACUCCAAUGGGACCAUACAACCCUGCACCUUAUAAUCCAGGACCACCCGGCCCUGCUCCUCAUGGUCCUCCAGCUCCUUAUGCUCCCCAGGGGUGGGGAAAUGCAUAUCCACACUGGCAGCAACAGGCCCCUCCUGAUCCAGCUAAGGCAGGAACGGAUCCAAAUUCAGCAGCUUGGGCUGCCUAUUAUGCUCACUAUUAUCAGCAGCAAGCACAGCCACCACCUGCAGCUCCUGCCGGUGCACCAACUACAACCCAAACCAAUGGACAAGGUAACUAUGGAGAUCAGCAGAAUCCAGCUCCAGCUGGACAGGUUGAUUAUACCAAGGCUUGGGAAGAGUAUUACAAGAAAAUGGGUCAACAAGGGCAGACACAAGAUUAUUCAAAAGCUUGGGAGGAAUAUUACAAGAAGCAAGGUCAAGCAGUUCCUGCUCCUACUGGUGCUCCACCAGGUGGUCAGCCAGAUUAUAGUGCAGCCUGGGCCGAGUACUAUAGACAACAAGCAGCCUACUAUGCCCAGACAAGUCCCCAGGGAAUGCCACAGCAUCCUCCAGCACCUCAGUGCCUUCCCAGACCUUCCACCUUAGGUUCUGCUGCAAAAAGCAACAGUGCUGAAGAUGCUGCAAGCACCAAAUCAUAGCUCAUAAAAUCAGGUCCUGAGAUAGUUACCCAUAAAGAGGAAUCCUUUGAGUGUAUGCCAUUGGUGAGCCGAUGAGCAUGGACCAUAGAAGGGCUCAAUGUAGAAGGUAAAAUUGGCAAAUCAUAAUUGAGAAAUAUGAAAUGUAUUCCCAUACAUAAUAUGGUAUAUAGGGUGUAAUGUACCUGCUUUUGAUCACUUUUCAUUUUAAAGUGCUAUUCGCUUGAUCUUAAAUGUUCCAUGAACUGUUAAAUCUUGUAAGUUAUGUAGUUAUUGCACCACAUUUAUGUGUGUGUAUAUGUAUUGUUUUGAUAGUCAAUGAUAGGUAUGUUAAGAGUGAUAAUAUAAAGGAGUUCUUCGAACCUUAAGAGCCUGUCAAGUUUUGGUUAGUUGUAGUUUGCAUUUUUAUAAAAUAUAGAUGAAUGCUAAUAGAUAUUGGGGCAUUGUUUCUUAUCUCAAGAGUUUUUUUAUUCAUUACCAUAAGCCUUCACUGAUACUGCAGUUUUUAAAAUGGCGCUAAUCUUAACCUUGAAAUUAAAUGGAAAGCAGAAAAGGUGAGCCAGUUGACUUGAAUGCAAUGGAUGUUAGGAGUGGUAGAAACAAUGUUUAGAUUGAAAUUGAACUGAUUUAUUUUAUUUAGCACUUAAAAAUUUGACAAUGUGUUUUGUUUUUUAAAGAUUUUAGUGUGGUGAUACGUAGAAUUCUUACGGUUUGAUGUUUCUUUUAGAAAUGAAAAGUAUUUUUAUUUUUAAUUAAUGAAAAUGGUUUUAAUACUAAAACUAGUGAUUUAAUACUAGUUGUUAUAAACAUUAUAAAAUAUUUCCUUAGACAAAUACCUUGGUAGUUAAUUCAUAAGGGUGGGUUUGGGUAGGAGUAGCAGAGUACCUUAAGAGGGAAAUAGGAGUAUAUGCAGAAGUGAUAACAUUUGAAUACUCUGCCAGGAGAACCAGCUCUACCUGCAAACAUCUGCUGUCUAGAAUAAGGAUGUAGAAAUGAUCAAUGAAGAUGUCUUUUUAUUUUCUGAAAAUUCUGCCUCAUUUUAAAAUGUAUUUUAACAAUAUCUAAAGAUAAUUUUGACUCUGAAAAUAAUCUUAUUUUUUGUUUAGUCACUUGAGUUUUCUUGCCACAGUAUAAAUUUCUGAGGGAUUUUUUAAAUUGGUGCUUUUAAGAAGCAAAUCCCAAGGUUUUAUUUUCUUCAAUGAUAGCCCUGUAGAAACUCUUAAAUGUAUUUGCGCAUAUAUAUAUAUUUUUUCUUAUGCAUGCUCGAUGCAUUUUCGUCCUGAGAAAAAUGUUCUCUACAGAAACUACCCGUGUGUAAAAAGAAGAUUGGCUUAAAAUGGCUACUGUGAUGGGAACAGUGUCUUAGGGAGAUGCAGCUUGGACUUGAGGUAAAUUGAAUACUUUACAAACUGUGGUUUAGAGUUUGUUUUAAUGACAUUGUAUGUAAAAGGGCACAUGAUUGCUGUAAUUUUGUAUUGAUUAUGGUUUCCUCAAUAAAAAAAAUAAAUGUACAUUGAUCAA